AGAAACUCUCCGUAGUUCAGAUCUUACCCGAACCGGUCUCUGUCUUCCAUCUGAACCGCAAUACACCAAAUCGGAUAAAUAUAAACCCUAGCAUCCAACAGAAACCCUAGUAUCCAUUGAAGGCGGUUGAAAGAUGACACAAAAGGCAAAUCUUUUCAAAGGCCAACAGAAGAAGAAAUCAGUACCGAGUCGACAUGGAAAAGCCCCUCAAAUUCGCAAAGGGAAGAGAGCUGUGAAACCGUCAAAGAACACAAAGCAGAUGGAUGUCGAUCGGGAAUUGACAAAGUUUAUUAAUCAGUGCAACGAAGCAAAAGCAGCCACUUUUGCUACGAAGGAUGGUGGUCAAUUAUGUAUACUUCAAAAGCCUGAGUCCUCCAGUGGCGGUGCAAAGAAGUAGUGCCUUAGGAAUCAAUUGUAUAAACAAAAUUUUUGAUGCUUAAGCUCUUCCUUUUCACUUUUUAAGACCAAGUUUUGAGUCUCUCUUUUUUUUUUUUUUUUAAUGGAUCGAUCGAGUUUCAUUGCUGGGUUUUAUUUUCUUCUCAUAACUCUCUGAUUAGCAUGUACCUUGUUUAAGGACCUUCAACUCCUUGUGGAGAAUAGUGUGGCAUGUCUGUAAAAUGUUUUUGGACACUUGGUGUGUUUGGUCCAGAGGAAAACAUUUUAUGGAAA
Messenger RNA from Solanum dulcamara, 669 nucleotides. RefSeq lists its product as uncharacterized. Lineage: Eukaryota; Viridiplantae; Streptophyta; Magnoliopsida; Solanales; Solanaceae. The record is from RefSeq and is a predicted model, not a curated record. The coding region runs from base 134 to 397 and encodes 87 amino acids. The transcript is spliced from 3 exons.